Molecule: messenger RNA, 3101 nt
Organism: Malus domestica (apple)
Lineage: Eukaryota; Viridiplantae; Streptophyta; Magnoliopsida; Rosales; Rosaceae
Product: probable receptor-like protein kinase At4g39110
Biological process (GO): protein phosphorylation
Molecular function (GO): transmembrane receptor protein tyrosine kinase activity; ATP binding
Source: RefSeq, a predicted model, not a curated record
AACGUUGCCUCUUUCUUGGGAACUCCCAGCCUAUCUGGGUUGUCACCUCCUUCCCUCCACUUAUAAUCUAAACAAAACACCAACCACGUCUUUGAAGAAAAAAUAAAAACCCAAAAAAUAAAGUAAAAAGUAAAAAAAAAAAAAUUACCAACUACAAUUAGUUUUAGAUCCCUUUUUCAAGUACAUUUGCCAACCCUUUUGUGCUCAAACAUCAUCCCGCCCAGGAGGGAUGGAGAUAGAAAAAUAACCAAGUAAACAAAACCCAAUCUUUUUCUAUCCUCCUUGCCAUCACCACUUUCGACACCGAUGGCUCUCCUCCUGGUCCUUCUUUUCUCCCUCCUUGCCUCCCCCACCUUCGUCCUCUCAGCGUCCUCCCCACCGUUUACUCCCCAAGACAACUUCCUCAUCGAUUGUGGCGCCGCCACCAACAAGGCCACCCUCCCUGAUGGGAGAGCCUUCAAAACUGAAUCAGAAUCCACGCAGCAGUUGAAGGCAGAUGAUGACAACAAGGUCUCUGUCGACAAGGCAGACGUGCCUUCCCCUCUUUAUUUGACUGCUAGGAUUUUCAAGAGCGAUGCCACUUACACGUUCCACAUGGCAAGGCCGGGAUGGCAUUGGAUUCGCCUUCAUUUCUACCCGCUAAGCAACUCGGUGUUCGAUCUUCAAAAGGCUACAUUCAAUGUCAUGACGCAGAAGUACACUUUGCUACACAGCUUCAAUGUGAACGAAAACAAGAACAACACAAAGAACCAAAUUUUUAUGAAGGAGUACCUUUUGAACAUAACCGAGCAGCAAUUCUCCAUCAAGUUCUCUCCCAUGAAAAACUCUGCGGCGUUCAUCAAUGCCAUUGAGGUGGUUUCAGCUCCUGAUAAUUUGAUCACCGACACGGCUAACAACCUUCAGCCGGCAAGCCAAUUUCAAGGGUUGUCUAAAUUCGGGUAUGAAACAAUGUACAGGCUUAACAUGGGAGGACCCCUUGUCACAUCCACAAAUGACACAUUAGGACGCUCUUGGUUGCCCGAUGACGCAUACAUCAAGUCCAAAAACAUGGCCAAGGCUACGUCGGUUGGGACUAGUACGAUCAAGUAUCCCGAUGGACUAACCCCCCAAAUCGCACCACCAACUAUUUAUGCAACCGCUGUCCAAAUGGCUGAUGCUGUUGUGAGCAAUCAAAAUUUCAACAUAACAUGGAAUUUCCAGGCGGAAAAUGCAUUUGCCUACUUAAUUCGAUUACAUUUUUGUGACAUUGUAAGCAAGUCACUUGGUAACCUCUACUUCAAUGUGUACAUUAACGGGAACAUGGCGAUAAGCGAUUUGGAUUUGUCACACACUGUUAAUGGUUUGGCAAUUCCAUACUACAAGGACAUUGUCGUAAAUGCUUCAUUGGUAUCUGACGGGUUAUCAGUCCAGAUUGGUCCUUCAAGAAUGGACAAUGGCGCACCAAAUGCCAUUUUGAAUGGUUUGGAGGUGAUGAAACUAAGCAAUUCCGUGGACAGUUUGGAUGGCGAAUUCGGGGUUGAUGGAAAGAAAGUGGAAACAGGCAGCGGCGGGCCUCACAGAGGUGCGGUGGCUGCAGUCGGGUUUGGUUUAAUGUUCGGGGCCUUCGUAGGGCUCGGAGCAAUGGUUUACAAAUGGCGGAAGAGACCUCAAGAUUGGCAAAAGAGGAACAGUUUCUCUUCUUGGCUACUUCCUGUCCAUGCCGCCGACACUAGCUUCAUGUCGAGCAAGACCUCAAACAACAUGUACAACUCCACAUUAGGCCUUGGCCGCUACUUCACUUUUCAAGAGUUACAAGAAGCCACCAACAACUUUGACUCGAGUAAGAUCAUUGGUGUUGGUGGAUUUGGCAAUGUGUAUCUUUGCGUGAUUGAUGAUGGGACUAGCGUGGCUGUCAAGCGAGGCAACCCCCAAUCCGAACAAGGCAUUACAGAGUUUCAAACAGAGAUCCAGAUGUUGUCCAAGUUAAGGCACAGACAUUUGGUGUCACUGAUUGGCUACUGUGACGAAAACUCAGAGAUGAUCUUGGUUUAUGAGUACAUGUCUAAUGGACCUUUCCGCGAUCAUCUAUAUGGCAAGGACUUGCCUCCGUUGUCAUGGAAGCAAAGACUAGAAAUCUGUAUCGGGGCAGCUCGCGGGCUUCAUUACCUUCACACUGGAACAACACAAGGCAUCAUUCAUCGCGACGUUAAAACAACUAACAUUUUGCUUGAUGAUCAAUUCACUGCCAAGGUUGCUGAUUUCGGUCUUUCCAAAGACGCGACGAUGGGACAGAACUAUGUAAGCACUGCCGUGAAAGGAAGCUUCGGGUACUUAGACCCUGAAUAUUUCAGAAGGCAGCAAUUGACAGACAAGUCGGAUGUGUACUCGUUUGGGGUUGUUCUACUUGAAGCACUGUGUGCAAGGCCUGCUAUCGACCCGGCACUUCCGAGGGAGCAAGUGAACUUGGCUGACUGGGGAAUGCAGUGGAAGAGGAAGGGACUUCUUGAAAAGAUCAUUGAUCCUCUCCUCGUUGGAUCCAUUAACCCUGAAUCAAUGAAGAAGUUUGGCGAGGCUGCAGAGAAGUGUUUGGAAGAACAUGGUGUGGAUAGGCCCACAAUGGGAGAUGUGUUGUGGAACUUGGAGUAUGCUCUGCAACUUCAAGAGGCAUUCACUCAAGGAAAGCCUGAGGAUGAAAGUAGCAGCGCUGUGCUGCCUUCCACUGAGGUCAAUGCCGCUGCGACAUCCCCUGCUGCUGUUGCGGUUCUUCCCCCUAAUACCCCAACUUCGGCUAGCCACCCAACUACUAUCCCUGAAGGCGACGAGGGUUCAACUAAUGCUCACCCCAUUGAUGACCAAUCGAGAACUGAUAUAUUGGCUCAAUUUUCCAAUCUAAAUGGUAGGUAAAUUCAGAAAAUUUGGUUCACCAAAUGAAAGAUGAUGAUCUAGUAGUAUUUGUAGCCAUGGUGGCCUAAUCUACUCUUGCUAAUAAGUUGGUCCCUCCUUUUUUCUCUCUCUAAUUUUGUUUGGGGUAUUGGGUUUUCAAGAUCAUAACAAAACUUUUUUAAAUUAAUACAAUAUGAUGAUUGACUGGAUGAGGAAAUUAUAUAAUUAUUUUAGUGUAA